Messenger RNA from Mytilus trossulus (common blue mussel), 1982 nucleotides. Its product is annotated as growth hormone secretagogue receptor type 1-like. The record is from RefSeq and is a predicted model, not a curated record. NCBI's taxonomy places the organism in Eukaryota, Metazoa, Mollusca, Bivalvia, Mytilida, Mytilidae. Gene Ontology annotation, molecular function: G protein-coupled receptor activity. Bases 444 to 1601 code for a protein of 385 amino acids. Gene Ontology annotation, biological process: G protein-coupled receptor signaling pathway. Gene Ontology annotation, cellular component: membrane. The transcript has a single exon.
CUGAAUGUAUAUUGAAUUUUGUACAUUAACUAUGUCCUUGGCGACAUUUGCAUAGUAUAAACAAUUACAAUAUCAACGAAAUAAACAAAUGUUGAUAUAACUUAGGAUGCAUAACCGACGUGUUCAAAGACAGCAAUGAUAUGUCAUUUUCAAAGAUAGGAUUUGGUGAUUUCGAUGGUUGCAUACAUACCUACAGUGUAUACAGAAAUGUGUACGUAAAAUCGACUUGUGAAAGUCGUAAACAUCACUCAGGAAAUGGGAUUAUCAUAUUUCAUAAGUAGAAAAAAAGAACAACUUCUCAAUCCUAUAUCAAACUGUGCAUUUAAACAUAAAUGUUCAGUGAAGACAAUAUUUAGUCAUAGAAAACAGUUUUUUUAAGUUUUCUGUGGAUAAUACAAAAUAAAGAGGAAAUGUAAAUUUAAUGGAUUGUACAGCAGGUUACCAUGAAUAACAGCACGAUGUUUAUGUCUUAUCAUCUUGACCAGAUAAACGAUGAGAUGGCUAUGAAUGUUCUUCCGGUCAUUUUAUUAAUUUGCAUUUAUAUGUUCGUUGGACUAUUUGGAAAUCUUCUUGUAGCGUACUAUUAUGGAUGCUUCGUUAAUCCUUCACCGUCAUAUUAUUUUAUUGUUGCCAUGGCGAUUUAUGAUAUUAUUUUAUGCUGUGUAUCAAUGCCGUUAGAAAUUGUGGAUCUAAGAUUUAGUUAUAACUUUCCAAGUGUAAUAGCAUGCAAAAUUCUCCGGUUUGUGAACUACUUUUCUAGUACUGCGUCUGGAAUAGUCUUAAUUGCAGUAGCGGUCGACAGAUAUCGGAAAGUAUGUCAGCCAUUUAAAACUCAAAUUACCAUGACAACGGCGAAGAUUAUCAUUGGAGUUUUAUGUUUUGCUUCUUUAUGUAUUGCAUGGCCAGCACUCGUUAUUUACGACAUCAAUGUCGUAAAUAUAUCGUCUGCACCAGGUUUGAAUGGAUACGAUUGCACGACAAUUCGAAAUAAAGAAUACAAAGUCUAUAUAUCUAUAUAUAACGGUGUUUGUUUCCUUAUUUUCAUUGGUUGUAUAACAACUUUAAUCGUUUUGUAUAUUCUUAUUGGAAAGAAAUUAUUUCAUCUCAAAAAGUUCCGAUUUUCGGCAACUGCUCGAAAAUCGGCUAACGCCAACUACACACCGCCUACAAGUGAAAGUGAAAUUGAUGCAAACUUCAGAAGGUUUAAGCCAGUAGUUUAUGCAAAACAACCAACGAGUACAUUCAUACCCCUUUUGCAAAUUAAAGAAACAAAUAGUUUCAGCGAUUUCACUGCACAGCAAUCAAACAAGAAAAUAAAUGCUAUAAAUUCUACAAAUAUUAAAAGCAAAGUCCAUGAAAUAUCACUAAGCAAGGAAAUUGUUAAUUCUUUGUAUUAUAAAAACGAAAUGUCAUCACAAGCUAAUCAAGAACCAAAAGGUUUAUAUACAUCUGAUUUAUCAGAUUCCGACUCUGACACGAGAGGUACGAAAUUGAAGAAGAAAAGAAGCAUAUUGCAUCGACGGAAGAAGAUUCGUGAACAGUACAUACAUUUGAGGAAAUACACGUUGUUAAUUUGUCAGUUAGUAUGGCAUUCAUACUGAGUUUCCUCCCCUAUCUUGGAUUAAUGACAUGGCGGACAUUGGCGCUAAAAUAUGAAAGGGAAAUCCUAUCGAAAGUAGAACUAAUUCUUUUCAAUAUAUUCCUCCGCUCAUGGAUGUUGAGUAGCGUGGUGAAUCCGCUCAUUUAUGGUUUCUUCAAUGCUGACUUCAGUUCAUUUGUUUGUGUUCGACUGAAAAGAACACUUUGUUCGGCAUGUGUAAAAGAACAGACAGAUUUCGAAAAUGAAACAAGAAUAGAAUCGUCGCAUACACAAGAAAUAUGAGUUAGUAAAGAUAAUAUUUAUAUAAAACUUUCGUCAGAUAUUUAUAGACUAGAACAGCAGUUAUAUUUGAUUGAUGUUUAUAAAUUUUAUCCAUUUUUUA